CAGACCACCUUCACAGAUCUUGAGGAAUUGGGCAAUAGCCGAAUGUGCACUUGAAGCUCCAAUUGAUAUCUGUGGCAGUCUUCCCCUGGAUAUCCAAGAUGGCCACCAAUGUUGCCCUCGAUACCUCUAUGGGCACCAUCGUCCUGGAGCUCUACACCAACCACGCGCCCCGGACGUGCCGCAACUUCGCCACGCUCGCGCAGCGCGGCUACUACGACGACACGGUCUUCCACCGCGUGAUCCCGGGCUUCAUGGUGCAGGGCGGCGACCCGACGGGCACGGGCCGCGGCGGCUCGAGCAUCUACGGCGACAAGUUCGCCGACGAGAUCGACCCGUCGCUCCGGCACGCCGGCGCCGGCGUGCUCAGCAUGGCCAACGCUGGGCCCGACACCAACGGCAGCCAGUUCUUCCUCACCCUGGCCCCCACCCCCUGGCUCGACGGGAAGCACACCAUCUUCGGCCGCGUCAGGAACGGCAUGUCCGUGGUCAAGAGGCUGGGCCUCGUCAGGACUGGCGCCGACGAUAGGCCCGCCGAGGAGGUCAAGAUUAUCAAGGCGAGGGUGUUGGAGGGGGAGGAGGGGGCGUGAAAAAGGUGGGGAGAUGAAAAAAAGAAAAAAGAAGGUGGGGGGGAGAGGAAUAGGCUUCGUCUAGUAGUGAGAUGGAACGGCGCAUGCACGGCGUUACGGGCGUUCACAAGCGGGUGUCUAUACGGGAUGGCAAAGUCGAGAGCAGGUCGACGAGAGCUUGGGACAUAGAACGUGUUCUAUUUGUAUUCCCAUCAUAUACAGACUGAUCGCUAUGCCGCAGCGACCUUGAAAGUAGCUCCCAAAAAGUCGAUGCCGAAUGAAAGGCGGGGGCGUGUUCGUGGGGUGUCUGAUACAGAACUCCAAUGCCGAGAAUCGCAACGCCCUAGAAACCUACCAUCCAGGGAUGCAGUGACCACCAUGACCCCCCAAAUCAAAUGCAAAGAGGUUUAAC
Phialemonium atrogriseum is the source of this 978-nucleotide messenger RNA. Its product is annotated as putative peptidyl-prolyl cis-trans isomerase-like 1. The record is from RefSeq and is a predicted model, not a curated record. Gene Ontology annotation, molecular function: peptidyl-prolyl cis-trans isomerase activity. Gene Ontology annotation, cellular component: catalytic step 2 spliceosome. NCBI's taxonomy places the organism in Eukaryota, Fungi, Ascomycota, Sordariomycetes, Cephalothecales, Cephalothecaceae. Bases 99 to 587 code for a protein of 162 amino acids. Gene Ontology annotation, biological process: protein folding; protein peptidyl-prolyl isomerization. The transcript is spliced from 2 exons.